CCAGCUGCUCUGCGACUUCUCGCCUCCUCUCCAUCUUUCCUCCCACAGCGGCCGCUCGGCCCCCGCCCCCUCGUCCUCCCGGCGGGUCUUCCCAGGCCGCUCUGGCCCGAGCGUCCCCUCGUCUCUCUGAUCUGGCCCAUCCGGCUCCGGAGGGAGGCGCGGGUGGGUGAGCAAGGGAGUUCGUCUAUGGGGUCCAGGCCCAAGCCCCUGAAGACGGACUCCGCCCCCGACACCCGCUCGCGCCCCGCCCCUGGCUGGAGGGGUCUCUCUCGGAUCUUCCGGGCCUGGCCCGGCACGACCCGCACCCUCUAUGGAGGCCCCCGCCGGGCUGUAGAGCCCUUCGCCCCCUGGGGAUCCACCCGUAUAUAAGGUCCGUUUUGGCCUGCAGCGGCCCGCCUUUAUAACUGCUGGACACCGUUUAUGGGGUCAGCUAGCCUGUGGGGGCCCGUGACUAUAAGGGACUCCCACGGUCCCUAGGAGUCGGCCUCGUCCAUAACGACCCCAUUUACGGGUCCUUCCAUGGGUCUGUAGGACCUACUCCGCGGCUUCCAGAGCCCGUCUACAGCGGCGGUUCCCUUCGUGGGGUCUGCAACUCCUGGACCUCCCUGGUCUACAAGGCCAUGUCCCGUCUAUAGAGGUCACAUUUGCAGGGCCUCACGCCGCGUGGAGGGUCCUCUCCCGGUCUUUAAGGCCUGUCCCGUCUGUAAGAGUGCGGGAGGCGGCGAUGGCCCUGGGCCUGGCUCUGGCCGUGGCGCUGGCUCUAUCUUUGGCCCUGGUGGGGCCUCUGAUACCUGGGGCCCAGGCAGGGGACUGCAAGGGGCAGCGGCAAGUGCUGCGGGAGGCGCCAGGCUUCGUGACGGAUGGUGCGGGCAACUACAGCGUCAAUGGCAAUUGCGAGUGGCUCAUCGAGGCCCCAAGCCCCCAGCACCGGAUCCUGCUGGACUUCCUUUUCCUGGACACGGAGUGCACUUACGACUACCUGUUCGUGUAUGAUGGGGACUCUCCCCGAGGGCCCCUGCUUGCCAGUCUGAGUGGGAGCACUCGGCCUCCACCCAUCGAGGCCUCCUCAGGCAAGAUGCUGCUGCACCUCUUCAGCGAUGCCAACUACAACCUGCUGGGCUUCAACGCGUCCUUCCGCUUCUCCUUGUGCCCCGGGGGCUGUGGCAGCCAUGGGCAGUGCCGGGCCCCCGGGCAGUGCGCCUGCGAGCGCGGCUGGGGGGGCCCCGACUGCAGCCUGCAGGAGUGUCCCACCUACUGCGGCAGCCAUGGCACCUGCGCCUCGCCCCUGGGACCGUGCCGCUGUGAGCCUGGCUUCCUGGGACACGCCUGUGACCUGCACCUGUGGGAGAACCAGGGGGCCGGCUGGUGGCACAACGUGAGUGCCGGGGACCCUGCCUUCUCGGCCCGGAUCGGGGCGGCCGGUGCCUUCCUGUCCCCGCCGGGGCUACUGGCCGUUUUUGGAGGCCAGGACCUCAACAGCGCCCUGGGGGACCUGGUCCUAUACAACUUCUCUGCCAACACCUGGGAGCGCUGGGACCUGAGUCCUACCCCGGCUGCCCGGCACUCCCACGUGGCUGUGGCCUGGGCCGGCUCCCUGGUGCUCAUGGGUGGCGAGCUGGCCGAUGGCUCCCUCACCAGCGAUGUGUGGGCCUUCAGCCCACUGGGCGGGGGCCACUGGGAGCUCCUUGCGCCACCUGCCUCGGGUUCCUCGGGGCCACCAGGCCUGGCAGGUCACGCGGCCGCCCUGGUGGACGACGUCUGGCUCUAUGUGUCUGGCGGCCGCACCCAGCACGACCUCUUCUCCUCCGGCCUCUUCCGUUUCCGCCUCGAUGGCUCCAGCGGAGGCUACUGGGAGCAGGUGAUUCCAGCAGGUGGGCGACCCCCUGCCGCCACCGGCCACUCCAUGGUGUUCCAUGCACCCUCACGCACCCUGCUGGUUCACGGUGGACACCGGCCCUCCACUGCCCGGUUUUCUGUGCGGGUGAACUCCACCGACCUCUUCCACGUGGAUCGGCGCGUGUGGACCACCCUGAAGGGCCGGGAUGGGCUUCAGGGCCCACGGGAGAGAGCCUUCCACACAGCCAGUGUCCUGGGCAACUACAUGGUGGUCUAUGGGGGCAACGUGCACACCCAUUACCAGGAGGAAAAGUGCUAUGAAGAUGGUCUCUUCUUCUAUCACCUCGGCUGCCAUCAGUGGGUGUCGGGGGCUGAGCUUGCCCCCCCAGGAACCCCUGAGGGCCGAGCAGCGCCUCCCAGUGGCCGAUACUCACAUGUGGCGGCUGUGCUUGGUGGCAGUGUCCUGUUGGUGGCUGGGGGGUACAGUGGCCGACCCCGUGGGGACUUGAUGGCCUACAAGGUGCCUCCCUUUGUGUUCCAGGCGCCUGCUCCGGACUACCACUUAGACUAUUGCUCCAUGUAUACCGACCAUAGCGUCUGCUCGCGAGACCCCGAAUGCAGUUGGUGUCAGGGAGCCUGCCAAGCCGCGCCACCUCCUGGGACUCCCUCUGGUGCCUGUCCAGCUGCCAGCUGCCUGGGACUGGGCCGCCUUCUGGGUGACUGCCAGGCCUGCCUGGCCUUCAGCAGCCCCACAGCUCCUCCCCGGGGGCCCGGCACCCUGGGCUGGUGUGUGCAUAAUGAGAGCUGCCUCCCCCGGCCUGAGCAGGCCCGCUGCCGAGGGGAGCAGAUCUCGGGCACCGUGGGCUGGUGGGGGCCUGCGCCUGUCUUUGUCACAUCCCUGGAGGCCUGCGUCACCCAGAGCUUCCUGCCUGGCCUGCACCUGCUCACUUUCCAGCAGCCGCCCAAUGCCUCCCAGCCCGACAAGGUCUUGAUUGUCCGCAGUACGACCAUCACUCUGACACCCAGCCCAGAGACCGAUGUGUCCCUGGUCUACCGUGGCUUCAUCCACCCACUACUGCCUGGAGGGCCCGGAGGGGCGGGGGCUGAGGAUGUAGCUGUGUGGGCCCGGGCCCAGCGUCUACAUGUCCUAGCCCGGAUGGCCCGGGGCCCUGACACAGAGAACAUGGAGGAGGUGGGGCGCUGGGUGGCUCAGCAGGAGAAGGAGACAAGGCGGCUACAGCGCCCAGGGUCUGCUCGCCUCUUCCCACUGCCUGGCCGGGGCCACAAGUAUGCGGUGGAGAUCCAGGGCCAGCUCAAUGGCUCGGCGGGCCCUGGGCACAGCGAACUUACACUGCUGUGGGACCGGACUGGCGUGCCAGGUGGCAGCGAGAUCUCCUUCUUCUUCCUGGAGCCCUACCGCUCUUCAGCUUGCUCCUCCUACUCCUCCUGCCUGGGCUGCUUGGCCGACCAGGGCUGCGGCUGGUGCCUGACCAGCGCCACCUGCCACCUGCGCCAGGGCGGGGCCCACUGCGGGGCCGACGGGGCUGGCGGGUCCCUGCUGGUGCUGGUGCCUGCCCUCUGCCCGCUCUGUGAGGAACACCGUGACUGUCACGCCUGCACCCAGGACCCCUUCUGCGAGUGGCAUCAGAGCUCCAGCCGCAAAGGGGACGCCGCGUGCAGCCGGCGGGGCCGGAGUCGGGGUGCCCUGAAGAGCCCAGACGAGUGUCCCCCGCUCUGCAGCCAGCGCCUGACCUGUGACGACUGCCUGGCCAACUCCAGCCAGUGUGCCUGGUGCCAGUCCACGCACACCUGCUUCCUGUUCGCAGCCUACCUGGCCCGCUACCCGCACGGGGGCUGCCGCGGCUGGGACGACAGCGUGCACUCGGAGCCUCGGUGCCGGAGCUGUGACCGCUUCCUGACCUGCCACGAGUGUCUGCAGAGCCACGAGUGCGGCUGGUGUGGCAAUGAGGACAACCCCACGCUGGGCCGGUGCCUCCAGGGGGACUUCUCGGGGCCGCUGGGCGGGGGGAACUGCUCCCUGUGGGUGGGGGAGGGCCUGGGGCUGUCUGUGGCCCUCCCCGCCCGCUGGGCUUAUGCCCGCUGUCCCGACGUGGAUGAGUGUCGCCUGGGCCUGGCGCGGUGCCACCUGCGGGCAACCUGCCUGAACACACCCCUCAGCUACGAGUGUCAUUGCCAGCGAGGCUACCAGGGCGAUGGCAUCACGUACUGCAACCGCACGUGCCUGGAAGACUGUGGCCACGGUGUGUGCAGCGGUCCCCCCGACUUCACCUGUGUGUGUGACCUGGGCUGGACGUCUGACCUGCCUCCGCCCACGCCCGCCCCGGGACCCCCGGCGCCCCGCUGCUCCCGGGACUGUGGCUGCAACUUCCACAGCCACUGCCGCAGGCGGGGGCCUGGCUUCUGUGAUGAGUGCCAGGACUGGACGUGGGGGGAGCGCUGCGAGCGGUGCCGGCCCGGCAGCUUUGGCAACGCCACCGGCUCGGGCGGCUGCCGGCCCUGCCAGUGCAACGGGCACGGGGACCCGCGCCGUGGCCACUGUGACAACCUCAGCGGGCUCUGCUUCUGCCAGGACCACACCGAAGGUGCCCACUGCCAGCUCUGCUCCCCUGGCUACUACGGGGACCCCCGGGCCAGUGGCUCCUGUUUCCGGGAGUGUGGGGGCCGCACCCUCCUCACCAACGUGUCCUCAGUGGCGCUGGGCUCACGCCGGGUGGGGGGGCCGCUGCCUCCAGGGGGUGGGGCAGCGAGAGCCGGGCCGGGCCUGUCCUACUGUGUGUGGGUUGUCUCGGCCACCGAGGUGCUACAGCCCUGUGCCCCCGGGACCCUCUGUCCCCCGCUCACCCUCACCUUCUCCCCCGACAGCAGCACCCCCUGCACGCUGAGCUACGUCCUGGCCUUUGAUGGAUUCCCGCGCUUCCUGGACACUGGUGUCGUCCAGUCGGACCGCAGCCUCAUCGCUGCGUUCUGCGGCCAGCGGCGGGACAGGCCCCUCACUGUGCAGGCCCUGUCUGGGCUGCUGGUGCUGCACUGGGAGGCCAACGGCUCCUCGUCAUGGGGCUUCAAUGCUUCAGUGGGCUCUGCCCGCUGCGGGUCGGGGGGCCCAGGGAGCUGCCCGGUCCCCCAGGAGUGUGUGCCCCAGGAUGGAGCUGCAGGUGCUGGACUCUGCCGAUGUCCCCAGGGCUGGGCUGGCCCCCACUGCCGCAUGGCUCUGUGUCCUGAGAACUGUAACGCUCACAGCGGGGCAGGGACUUGUAACCAGAGCCUCGGUGUGUGCAUCUGUGCCGAGGGCUUCGGGGGCCCUGACUGCGCCACGAAGCUGGACGGCGGGCAGCUGGUCUGGGAGACCCUCAUGGACAGCCGCCUCUCAGCUGACACUGCCAGCCGAUUCCUACACCGCCUGGGGCACACCAUGGUGGAGGGACCUGAUGCCACCUUGUGGAUGUUUGGGGGCCUCGGCCUGCCCCAGGGGCUGCUGGGGAACCUGUACAGGUACUCAGUGAGCGAGCGGCGGUGGACACAGAUGCUGGCGGGAGCCGAGGAUGGGGGCCCAGGCCCCUCACCCCGCUCCUUCCACGCGGCUGCCUACGUGUCCGCUGGCCGUGGUGCCAUGUACCUUCUGGGGGGACUCACAGCUGGGGGUGUCACUCGCGACUUUUGGGUCCUCAACCUCACCACCCUGCAGUGGCGGCAGGAGAAGGUGCCCCAGACCGUGGAGCUCCCGGCAGUGGCUGGUCACACCCUCACUGCCCGCCGAGGCCUGUCUCUGCUCCUGGUGGGCGGGUACUCCCCCGAGAAUGGCUUCAACCAGCAGCUGUUCGAGUACCAGCUGGUGACUGGCACCUGGGUGUCCGGAGCCCAGAGCGGGACACCCCCCACCGGUCUCUACGGUCAUUCUGCCGUGUACCAUGAGGCCACUGACUCCCUCUACGUGUUUGGGGGUUUCCGCUUCCACGUCGAGCUGGCAGCCCCGUCCUCUGAGCUCUACUCCCUGCACUGUCCUGACCGCACCUGGAGCCUGCUGGCCCCUUCCCAGGGGGCAAAGCCCCGCCCCCGGCUUUUCCACGCCUCAGCCCUGCUGGGGGACACCAUGGUGGUCCUUGGGGGGCGCUCGGACCCCGAUGAGUUCAGCAGUGACGUUCUGCUCUACCAGGUCAACUGCAACGCCUGGCUCCUGCCCGACCUGACCCGCCCAGCCUCUGUGGGGGCCCCGAUGGAGGAGUCCGUGGCCCAUGCUGUGGCAGCGGUAGGGGGCCGCCUGUACCUCUCAGGGGGCUUCGGGGGAGUGGCCCUGGGCCGCCUGCUGGCCCUGACCCUGCCCCCUGACCCCUGCCGCCUGCUACCCUCACCCGAAGCUUGUAACCAGUCUGGGGCCUGCACCUGGUGCCAUGGGGCCUGCUUGUCCUGGGACCAGGCCCAUAGGCUGGGCUGUGGGGCCCCCCCAUGCUCCCCCAUGCCUCGCUCCCCCGAGGAAUGUCGACGUCUCCGGACCUGCAGUGAGUGCCUGGCCCGCCACCCCCGGACCCUGCAGCCUGGAGAUGGAGAGGCAUCCGCCCCCCGCUGUAAGUGGUGUACCAACUGCCCUGAGGGCGCCUGCAUCGGGCGGAACGGGUCCUGCACCUCGGAGAAUGACUGUCGCAUCAACCAGCGAGAGGUGUUCUGGGCCGGGAACUGCUCGGAGGCCGUGUGCGGGGCUGCGGACUGCGAGCAGUGCACCCGGGAGGGCAAGUGCAUGUGGACCAGGCAGUUCAAGAGGACAGGGGAGACCCGCCGCAUCCUCUCAGUGCAGCCCACCUACGACUGGACAUGCUUCAGCCACUCUCUGCUGAACGUGUCCCCAAUGCCGGUGGAGUCGUCACCCCCGCUCCCCUGCCCCACUCCCUGUCACCUCCUGCCCAACUGCACCUCCUGCCUGGACUCCAAGGGUGCGGACGGGGGCUGGCAACACUGUGUCUGGAGCAGCAGUCUCCAACAGCACCAGAGCCAGAUCCUACAAAGUUCAAGUCCACAGGCCUAUCCCCAUUUCGAGGCCAGUCACGCCCUCAGACCACCUGUGCUUCUGACCAACGAACUGUAA
Molecule: messenger RNA, 6931 nt
Organism: Leptonychotes weddellii (Weddell seal)
Lineage: Eukaryota; Metazoa; Chordata; Mammalia; Carnivora; Phocidae
Source: RefSeq, a predicted model, not a curated record